Molecule: messenger RNA, 1242 nt
Organism: Caenorhabditis briggsae
Lineage: Eukaryota; Metazoa; Nematoda; Chromadorea; Rhabditida; Rhabditidae
Exons: 10
Coding region: 1-1242 (413 amino acids)
Biological process (GO): post-transcriptional tethering of RNA polymerase II gene DNA at nuclear periphery; transcription elongation by RNA polymerase II; poly(A)+ mRNA export from nucleus
Cellular component (GO): transcription export complex 2
Molecular function (GO): double-stranded DNA binding; RNA binding
Source: RefSeq, a predicted model, not a curated record
AUGUCGUUUGUACGAAAUAUCUCAGAUUAUUUUAACAAAAUCGAUAAUCUUUGCUACAAUCAAAGUUGGGAAUCAGGAGAUAAAAUUGCAAAGUACCUUUCCCUCAAUGAUGAUCACUCAAAAGAAGCAUAUUUGCAUAUUUCGGAAUACGGAUCGACAUCCAGACGCUGCAGAGUCUCUGAAGAUGAAAUUAUCGAUGAAAUCGUCUGCCUCCAUCUUCAUGUACUUCACAGUGUUCAUGUGGCGAAGGAUUUGAUUUCAUCCCAAUCAACCCAAAUUCGGAUCAUCCAAUUAUUCAACAAAGAGAUUCUUCAAAAACGAAAGGAUGAGAACUGGUUUUUACCAAUUUUCUAUCGCUUGUGCACAGACUUGCGAUGGCUGAGUAAGGGAGCGGAGUCUUGUGCGUCUGGAGACGAUGAAGGAGAUUCAAAUGCGAAUUCCUUUUUUGAGAGCGCUGCCAAAGCAAUCACCGAAUGCUACCGAACUUGCGUAUCUGAUGUACACGCCGAAGAAGGAAAAACGAAAAAAGUGGCGAUGUUGAACAUGACCAAUCAACUUUUCCAGAUCUACUUCCAGAUUAACAAACUGAACCUGCUGAAACCACUGAUUCGUGCUAUAGAUAACUGUGGCCCACUGUACAACAAAUUCCUGAUGGCUGAUAAAGUAGCCUACAACUACUUCUUGGGUAGAAAGGCACUUUUCGACGGGGACUUGAUAUUAGCCGAAAAAGGAUUGGUAUAUGCGUUCAGAAACUGUCCAACUGAAAGCGUUUCAAAUAAGCGGAAAAUUCUUGUUUAUUUGAUUCCUGUAAAAAUGUUCCUUGGGCAUAUGCCAACCGCAUCUCUUCUCCAUCGGUACCGCCUUGACGAAUUCCAAGAGGUUGUUGCAGCUGUUAAAGAUGGUCACUUAGGCCGCGUCGACAAUGCGCUUCUCACGAACGGAGAGUUCUUCAUCAAAUGUGGAAUCUAUUUAGUACUUGAAAAGUUGCGCACGAUCACUUACAGAAACUUGUUCAAAAAAGUGAGUCAAAUGGUUGGAAAAGUUCAAAUCCCACUCGAUGCUUUCCAAGCAGCACUUCGAUUCGUGGGUGUGACUGAUGUUGAUAUGGAUGAACUUGAGUGCAUUAUUGCAAAUCUCAUUGCAGAAAAGAAGGUGAAAGGGUAUCUGGCUCAUCAACAUCAGAAGCUAGUCAUAUCGAAGACGAAUGCUUUUCCAACACUGUCUUCCGUUUCCUCAAACUAA